AUCCAGGCCCCGGCUGUCGGCGGCCCGGCGCGGGAGCGCGGUCUGGGCACCGCGAACGCGCGGCAGCAGCUCCUGGCGCGGUCGUCCGCGGGCAGGAGGGGUCCUCGCGUGUGCCUUCUGCGGCGGCAGGUGUGCUGGGCAUCCCGGUCACGUGACCCGGGCGAGGCUCGCCCGGGCACACCUGUCAGGGUCUAACCCGAGGGCGGAGGUGCGGCCCGGGAGAUCUGUGCUCCUGCUGGGCGUGUAGCGCCCCCGCAAGAGACAAGAAUUGCGGGAGGGACCUCAUCUGCUCCUCUGGAUGGAGGCUACCGUGACAAUAAGAAGGGAAAGGAGAUCCUGAAAAUGGGGUGCAGAGUUGCAGGACUCCUGCGCGCCCCAGAUCGCACCUGGGAAAGACGGAGCCAGGGCCGAUGAGCUCCAAAGCCCGCCCUGUCUCUAACUGGCCGCGCCUCCUCGGAGCGCGGGGCUCGCGUCUCCUGCCAGGCCCCUAGGUGCGAGGCCUCCCCGCUGAUCUCCCCAGGAUGAGCCUGUGCGCCGCGCUUUGGGGCCCCCUGGGGCUGCUCCUGUCUCUCGCCCUGCGCCCGGCCUUGGGCACGCACACGAAGCGGGACUACUGCGUGCUGGGCGCGGGGCCCGCGGGGCUGCAGAUGGCCGCCUUCCUGCACCGCGCCGGCCGCGACUACGAGGUGUUUGAGCGCGCGCCUGCACCCGGCAGCUUCUUCACGCGCUACCCGCGGCACCGCAAGCUUAUCAGCAUCAACAAGCGGUACACGGGCAAGGACAAUGCGGAGUUCAACCUCCGCCACGACUGGAACUCGCUGCUCAGCCAUGACCCCCGGCUGCUGUUCAGACACUACUCGCAAGCCUACUUCCCCGAUGCUGGCGACAUGGUGCGCUACCUGCGCGACUUCGCGGACCGGCUGGGGCUCCGCGUGCAGUACAACACAAACAUUGUCCACGUCACGCUGGAGAAGGACCGGCGGGCCUGGAACGGCCACUACUUCAUCCUGACCAACCAGAAGGGCCAGGUGUACCAGUGCAGUGUUCUUCUUGUGGCCACUGGCCUGUCAGUCCCCAACCAGGUGGACUUCCCAGGCUCCGAGCAUGCAGAGGGUUAUGAGUCCGUGUCUGUGGACCCUGAGGACUUUGUGGGUCAGAAUGUACUGAUCCUGGGCCGAGGGAACUCGGCCUUCGAGACAGCGGAGAACAUCUUGGGUGUCACAAACUUUAUCCACAUGCUGAGCCGCUCCCGCGUGCGUCUGUCCUGGGCCACCCACUACGUUGGAGACCUCAGAGCCAUCAACAAUGGCCUGCUGGACACCUACCAGCUGAAGUCCCUGGACGGGCUCCUCGAGUCGGACCUGAGAGAUCUGGCCAUCGUGAAGGAUGCCAAGGGCAAGUUCCACAUCACCCUGAAAUUCUUCCUGGAGGAGGCCAAUGCCAGCCAGAGCGCCGACGCCAUCCCCCUCCCCCAGGAUGACAACGACAACUUUGCCAUGCGUGUGGCCUACGACCGGGUCAUCCGCUGCCUGGGCUGGAACUUCGACUUCUCCAUUUUCAACCAGUCCCUGCGACUCUCCUCUGGGAGCGAGUUCAGCAGGAAGUACCCACUGAUCAGAGCGAGCUAUGAGUCCAAAGGAAGCCGGGGUCUCUUUAUCCUGGGCACCGCCAGCCACUCGGUAGACUACCGGAAAUCGGCAGGGGGCUUCAUCCACGGCUUCCGGUACACAGUACGCGCUGUGCACCGGCUCCUGGAACGUCGCCACCAUGGCAUCGCCUGGCCCCGCACCGAGCACCCCAUCACUCAGCUGACCGACUCCAUCGUCCGGCGCGUGAACGAGGCCUCCGGGCUCUACCAGAUGUUCGGGGUGCUCGCUGACGUCAUCCUGCUGAAGGAGAAUGCCACAAGCUUUGAGUACCUGCAGGAGUUCCCCAUGCAGAUGCUGGCCCAGCUGGAGACCCUCACAGGACGGACGGCCAGGCACGGCCUCUUCGUCAUCAACAUGGAGUAUGGCAAAAACUUCUCGGGGCCUGACAAGGACGUCUUCUUCCAUGACCGGUCUGUGGGGCACACGGAAGACGCCUGGCAGUCUAACUUCCUCCACCCUGUCAUCUACUACUACAGGCACCUCCCCACCGAGCAGGAGGUGAGGUUCCGCCCAGCACACUGGCCCUUGCCGCGGCCCACAGCCAUCCACCACAUCGUGGAAGACUUCCUGACAGACUGGACGGCCCCGGUGGGGCACAUCCUCCCGCUGAGGCGCUUCCUGGAGAACUGUCUGGACACCGACCUUCGAAGUUUCUAUGCAGAAUCCUGUUUCCUGUUCGCCCUCACGCGCCAGAAGCUGCCCCCCUUUUGCCAGCAGGGCUACCUGCGAAUGCAGGGGCUCAUGAGCACCAAGAGCCUUCGGGACCACGGCGUGGAGAGCGGGCUGCUGCGGGACUAUGCCGCCAUGGGCCAGGUCCCGGAGGACAGCAGUCGGCAGCCUGGUGACCACGAACCAGUGGGUCGCCCCCUGGCCGCAGGGCAUCUGAUCCAGUCCCUUGACAGCAACAAGGAGGAGCUCUGACUGUCCUCUCCUAGGCUGCCGGCAGAGUGGCUGCGUUUCUCCCCCAGGCCCUGUUAGGCCUCCUGGGUCCUUGCAGCCUCACGCUCCCACAGAUGUGUGACUGCCGGAGAGCACGCAGGUCCUCCCUGCGGCUGCACCAAAGCAAUCUCCAGGGCAUAGAAGGGCUGGGAUGCCACAGCACAGUGGUCUUCCCUCCUGCCUUGGUCCCUGGGUGCCAGGUGGCAGGGUCAGGAAAAAGGCGUCCUCUGCCAGCUGUGCACUGCCUUCCACAGCUGUCUCGUCUCCAGCAGACCAUCACCGAACACAGACCGGCCCGUCCUGUCCCUUUCAAGGGCCCACCUGCUGCUUUUUCUUCCUGCGCAGCCCUCAGAUGGACCCAGGUCCUCCCAGCGGAGCAGUUCACAAGUGAAACCCAUCCCCAUCUUCAUAAGGGGUUUCAGCAGGAGUUUUAAAACAAGAGCUUGAUGUUCUCCGCCAUGUCACGGGCAGGUGGGAUUGUCGCCCCAGACUGCUGCUGAAGGCUUCGGCCUGGGAGGUGCUGACUGCCUCCCAGAGUCCCCAGCCACAAGUGCCUGUCCGCGUUGUCCUCUUGCCAUGCUGCCUCGCCCGUCCUGGCCCCUGCUCUCAGCAGGGUUUGCACUUAGCAGCAGAAGCAGGGGUGGGGGUGCCUGGCUUAUCUCACGGGCACAGAGGCUGGCAUGGGGCAAGCAGAUGCUCCCUGCACGCAUCAGACUUGAGCCGGCGCCUCCCUGAGCAGCAGAACGCAGGCACAGAGAGCGCCCUGUCGCCAGGGUCAUGCCCCGAGGAACCUGCCGCUCUGUGACCCUCCCGCCCCGUGCCCUCCUGCAUCCAGCCCCUGCCCAGUCAAGUCGAGUGAAGCUGCUUUUCCAGCAUCCUGUUCACCGUGUGCAGGGAAACGUUUGCAGAGGCUUUCGGGAGUGCCUAGCACUCAGCUCCUCUGCCUUGUCUCAGUCACCAGGCGCACACUGUCGCCUCUGGUGUUUCCGUCUCACUGGGGAGUAAAGCCUGGGAAAGCGUGUGUACAUGAGGCAGUCACAGUGGCUUCUCAGAGCCCAGGACCAGGGGAAUUGCUUUCUUGCUCAUUGUCACUAGUUCUUCAAGGAUCCGCUCAGAAUUCCAGCGACACUGGGCUUUCAAGAGCCCAGUCCUCUUCCAGGAAACAUCCUCUUGGCUAGAUACAGACCCGCAGCCACCUCUCCCUCUGGUCACUUCAGGGGUUCCAGCCGGCUUAUCCUGCUGCGAGGAACCGUUUGCCUCAUGACCCCACUUGCGAAAGUUUGCACAGGGCAAACAUUUCUCUAAGGGUUUCUCCUUACUUCCAGGAUGUGGCAUUCGCUGUAUUUCGUAGAGAUUAAAUGUAAACCCAGAUUGGAUGCUGUCAUCCCACCCUGCCGUUUCCAAAGCAUUUUUAAAAUGAAUCUUAAUCAGGACUCUGCCCCGAGAUACCAGAUCCUGUUCCGCACAUCUCGCCUACCCGGUUGAGGCUGGCUGAGCUGCGUGCUCCAGUGAGAUUGCGAGGCUGUAACAAGGAGUUGACAGACGCCUGAAUACGAGACAUCUGCUGCUUUUCCCUCCAUCCGCCAAGUUGUCAGUUUCAUGAAAAUAUCAGUCAGCCUUAUUUGUUUUUAAUAAGGCAGAAUUCCAUUCUUGCUCAGUUCAUUAGAGGAGUCUUCCCGGAUUUUCUUCUUAUGAAUUAGUAGUUGGUUCGAAACAAUGAAGAUCAUGGCCGCCUUUGCUGAUCCCCUAGCAAGACAAGCUCCUAGCAGCCCCCUCCCCUUUUCUUACAUGCUCUCAGGUGCCAUUGCUUUAGGGGGCGCUAUCUUUGGGUGGCUGCCACCUUCCUGCUGUGUUGGUUUCCCAUUUUUUAACUUUAUUGCCUCAUUUUCUUUUCUCAGCAAGUCUGGACUUCCUGGUAGCACCACUCAUCUUUUGCAGCUGGACCUAGUUCCUGUUAGUUACAACCUUUUUUUUUUUUUUUUUUUAAUACAGGAAGCUACUGGUACAAAAUAGGCAAGUCAGGGGAAUAAUCAGGAGGCCAGAAGGCAACUCUACUGUAAAUAAGGAGAUGAUUUUAAGAAUUACAAACCAAUAAAAAAAAUUGCACAGAA
This is a messenger RNA of Chinchilla lanigera (long-tailed chinchilla), 4699 nucleotides long. RefSeq names its product FAD-dependent oxidoreductase domain containing 2 (gene Foxred2). Gene Ontology annotation, molecular function: monooxygenase activity; flavin adenine dinucleotide binding. The record is from RefSeq and is a predicted model, not a curated record. NCBI's taxonomy places the organism in Eukaryota, Metazoa, Chordata, Mammalia, Rodentia, Chinchillidae. Bases 522 to 2570 code for a protein of 682 amino acids. The transcript is spliced from 8 exons.